AUGGCACAAGAGAAGCAGGAACGAGCUGGAGAUCUUCAGCACACCCUGGGCAUCACUGGCUCCACCAGGAAAUUUGAAACGCAGACGAAAUACGUGGGAAGAGGGCAUCUGGCCUGCAGAUACCUGCCGGCUUACAGGAGGCCGGUGUCCCAGGAGCACCAAAGCCGGAGCUGCGCUGAGCUGCGCUCUUGUGGGCUCAGCCGACUCGCACCCGGCUCCGGAGAGCGGUUUCCAGGGAUGCCUGAAGUGACUCAAGAGGAAACCUUCUUCCUCCUGGGACAGCCUCUGCUCCACGUCCCGGGCAGCCGCAGCUCCUGCAACGCCAACGCAGCCUGCGGCACGGACGCGCCCACAGAGACGGAGCCAGGAUCGUUCCUGUGCGAGUCUCCGGCCGGCUCCCUUCGAGCUGCGGCUUGGCAGGCGCGAGGCCCGGGAAGGAAGCAGCUCCACGUGCAUGGGCUGGCCGGGCACCGCGACCCCGCGCGGGCCCUUCCGCCACGUCCUGGGCCAACGCGGGCCCCAACGGACGCUGCGCACUGUCGGCGCACGGGGGCAAAACCGUUGCCUGCGGCCCUUCGCCCCGUGAAACCGCCAAGCGAAAUAAGCAGGGAGCAAACGGCCUUCUUUAAAGCUGUGAUUGCACCCACCCUGUCCCCCCCUCCCCGCUCGGUGCAGGCCCUGCAGCCCCCGCGGCCUCCCGGCGAGGAAGAGGGUUACGGUGCGCAGCUGCAGCACUCCUCCGCAAAAACAGGCGUUUUAAUGUACUUUGAGGGCACACGCCGUGCUUCAUAUACAGUGUCAAACACUGUUAAGAAUAAGGGCUUAUUACCAGUUUAUCAAGGUGCAUUUUGCAGUGUCUUCCCAGCUGCAGGUAGUAAAGUGACCGGCCCUGACUUAACCACCCUGCUUGCUGCAGCGGCAGCAAACGCAGCAAUGCUUCGGGAGUUUUUUUGGGAGCCGCAGCAGCGCGCCCGGGAGCCCCAGCACCUCCAGCCCAGUCACCACGUUUGCACGCAAAACAUGCGGAGUGAUGAAGCAAGCGCGAAGGCAAAGUGGCGGAAUUUGUCAUAUGUGGCUGGACUCGGUGGCCACAAACCUCCCUGGUUUUACUGGUCCCGCUCUGGAAAUGCCUUUCAGGCUACCGAGGUCUCGGGCACCCCGUCACGCCUGGGUGCAGCAAGCCCAGAGUGCCCCAUUAAAUCCUUCCCUUGCGACGCCCACGUUGUCUCAAGCCAAGGUUUUAACUACCUGGCCAUUAAGUGCUUGAGCAGGCUGUACCUGCUGCGCUAUCGCCCGGUGCCCGGCUCUGCCCAGGGCAGGGGCGCGCGGGGAAGGGACUCUCCUCCUGCCUCCCGCAGCGAUCCGCUGCCUUCGCAGCCGCAGAUCACCCUCCCACCAGCCUUCCCGGCUCAACCUGGCACGGCGCUUUUCCAGCACUGCGCCUGGAUCUGCCGGCUGCCAGCAGAUUUCCCGGGGGCUAACGUGAUCUGGGAGCGGUGGAGAGGGUCCUCUUUGAGGAAGACAGUUUCAGACUUCACUGCGAAGGAGAAAGAAAAGAUGGCUGAGGCAGAGCUCAGGAAACUGCAGCAACGGUUUCGGAUAUUGGCGGAAAGCAAGAAAUCUUUUGGAGCCAACAUGAAGCACCAAAUGUACACUCAGGAGAAAGAAAUAAAUUCACUGAAGCAAGAACACAAAGAGAUGUCAUUAAUGCUGAGCCAUAUUAAGUCCCCAAGAAACAUGAUGCUGGAUGACAGAAAUCGUGUGGAGUUUAAAUUCCUUUUGCAGACCAAAGAUCAGUAUGACUCUCUGAUUAGAGCCAGAAAAGCCAUGUUAGCUGACCUGGACAAAAAGAUAAUGGAGAUGGAAAAAAAGAUUACAAGACAAAACCUGAUAGCAGCAAAGGUGAAGCAAGCAAACAGUAGCAAAUGGCUGAAAAAGAAGAUUCAGACACUGGAGAUGCGUCUAAACCAUGUCACUGUCCAUUUUGAUACCAUCCUAACCACCAAUACCAAGCUCCGAGGAGAGAUUGAAAACCUGCGAAUCCAGAAAGCCAUUUUGGACAACUUCUCCUUAAACCUCCACAAGAAGCUGGAUCAGCAGAACAGAAGGAUGGACACUGUCAUUGAGCGGUCCACGCAAGCCUAUGAGCAGCGGGCAGAGACCCUGGCAAGGACUUCUGCCAUGAAGGAAAGGCACUGCAAAGACACUGUCCAGUACAACAUCGAGCUGCAGGAGCGGGAGCGUAUCCUGGACCAGGAGACCAAGCUGAAAACUUUCAUGCUCAUCAAAUUUAUGGAUCGCUCUGAAUUGGAGGAACAGGCCAAAAAGGAAGAAGCCUUGAAGGCGAUCCAGCGGGCAAAGCGGAGACGAGGUGAGAGCUUCGAGAGUCGGGAGGUGGCUUACCGGCGCCUGCUGGAGCUGGCAGAGAAUGGGGACAUCGACUGGCUGGUAAAGGGGUUCAUUGCAAAGGAGGAGAAGAACUUUGCCUACUUCAGCUAUGCCACUGAGCUGAACAAUGAGAUGGAGAGGCUGCAGAAGAAGAUCAAGGACCUCCAGAAUGAAAUUACGCUCCUAGAGAUGGAGCAGGACAACGCAGAGAGCAGUGACCUUCACAUCCUGACAGAGUUAGAGGAAAAGCUAAGAAAAGCCACCGAGGAAGCCAACCGGUAUGAAGACAGCUGCAAAGAGAGCAGCAAAAUCCUGGGCCAGCGCAAAUCUGCUGUGGAGUUCCUGUUCAAACAGAUGAAUUGCGACGCCACGAAGAUAAAGGAGCAGCUGGGGGAGAACGGGGAGAUCACGGAUCUGAACCUGCUGCAGUUCUUCGAUAUCAUAGAGAAGAAGACCAACGAGCUGCUGCUGAUGGCGUCCGUGCUGCGCUACGCGGCGGCGGAGGCCGAGGGGGAGCAGUACGCCGUGCCCUUCGCCAACCCGCUCCUGGGUGGCACCGGGCUCCUCAAGACCAUGGACAGGACCCGGCUCUGCCCGCCGCCCCCCGGCAGGUCUGCAGCACAGAGAGCUGGGCAAGGAUGGGAUCAAGGAGAGGAGCUGGUGACAGAGGGGACAAAGAGACCCCCAGUAUGA
Molecule: messenger RNA, 3081 nt
Organism: Struthio camelus australis
Lineage: Eukaryota; Metazoa; Chordata; Aves; Struthioniformes; Struthionidae
Source: RefSeq, a predicted model, not a curated record